Molecule: messenger RNA, 6930 nt
Organism: Bactrocera dorsalis (oriental fruit fly)
Lineage: Eukaryota; Metazoa; Arthropoda; Insecta; Diptera; Tephritidae
Exons: 5
Coding region: 1023-1637 (204 amino acids)
Source: RefSeq, a predicted model, not a curated record
UGAUUUUAUACGCUUUGUGCGAAUGUUAAUAACGAUUCCGGGAUCAUCAUGUUCGAACGAAAGGAGUUUCUCUGUCCUUCGAAGAUUAAAAUCUUAUUUACGCUCAACCAUGAUCCAGGACAGGUUAAAUAAUGUGGCUAUUUUGCACGUUUACGCAAAUGAAGCAUCAAAAUUAGAUUUAAAUUGUUAAUGGAUAAGUUUAUAGCAAAAUCGCCGAGAAGAAAAACUGUUUUUGCAAUAAAUACAUAAUUUUUUUUGAAUUUAUUUUUUUUAUUUAUUCUACCCAUCCGAAAUUUACAUGAACCGCCGCGCCUGUGCAUGGUAUUGCACAUGUGCAAUGAUAUAUUAUAACUCUUGCAAAAAUAGUUCGUGUGAAGAUCGCAUUUGUUAUUUGUGUAAGAAACUCUCCAAACUAAUAGGAAAUACUUAUAUUUUACUAUACAUUCUCAAUAAUUCACAAAAAUAAUGAAAAAUUAGCACUGCAUUAUUAAUAUAUCAGAAAGAAGUUUACUCUUUACUACGUAUGAGUAGUAAUUUUUGCGAAACUCUACCAAAGGAGAAUAGUAAUAAGAUAUAAAUUUCAUUUGGCGAAAAAAUAACUGUAAAGGUGGGUUUCCAGCUCUCAAGAAAAGCAAAAACUUCAUAUAAAAAAACGCUUAUGAAAUGAUCAAGAAGUUUUCUAAUGUUAAAUUUUCUUGUGGCAACAUCCAGCUCUCAAGAAAUUCAGUAAGUAUAUUUACUACUUUUAUUUUAUAAAUUGUGGAUAGGCAACACUGGUUUUGCGAAGAAGUUUCUAUAUAUUUCUGACGCAAAUUGAGUGGGAAGAAGAAGUAAGUUGGUGGUUUAUUUGAAUUUUGUAUGUUAUUUCGUUUAUUCCUUAGAAAUGGAUGACUUAACACCUGUUGCAAAGCGGCAAAAGAGGAUAAAAAAUUUCACAGCGGGUGAAAAACAAGAACUAAUUAAAGCAGUGGAAGAAUGGCCCCGAAUAUGGGCCAUAACAAACGUUAUGCAUUCAAAUAAAAAUGCUGUGGAACAUAAGCAAUUCCGUUGGCAAAACUGUUAGUGAGUGCAAAGCUGGAUGGAUUAGCUUACGGGAGAGCUAUCGCUAUCACGCCAAAGUGGCCCGCAAGCAUAAAAGUGGUAGCGCAGGUGGAGAAACCCUGGAGGAACCUUUUUUUUCAGACGCGAUUGAUUGGGAAUUUGCUGAAGAAAUGGCAUUUUUACCAAAUACAUCACACAAAAGAACAACUUUCACAAGUCCAACGUUUGAAGAUUUUGAUUCAUCUUCUCCGAUCAAUAGAGCGAAUGAGGAGGUGUUAAGUGUUCCGCAAUAUGAUUAUAAUCCAACACCCACCACAAGUAGUCGUACGUUUCGCGGAAGCCAAAAUGACGAGGCAUGGAAUCGGUUCAACAACAUUUUAAAGAAGCAAGAAGAUUUGGUAGCAGCAAAGAACAACUCAUCAUAUGCACAAGUUCUUGCUAGUUUUGAGUGGUUGUUGAAUAAACUUCCACGGUCAGUUGGUGAUGAUAUGUGUAUGGAAUUUUACAGUAUGCUGUUACAGAAAGUUAAUGAACUUAAAUCAAACAAAAAUAAUAUCAAUAAUUUCUUCAGCAUUUACUUGAGAGCUGGAACCUAACCUUAAAUAAAGAAACGAUGUAGCUGCCAGAUCAACGAGAAGUUAACAUUGCAUAUAUGCAAUGCUAUGCAACGAAGGGUUAGAAGAGUGAAUAUCGAAGUUGACAACACACGAUCGUACUAUAUUCACCAUUAUUGUCUAAUUCAUAUUCAAAGGGCAUAUUGCAGUUUGGUGUAAUCAAUAAAAUACGUUUGCAAGUACAUCACCAAAGGAAGCAACAUGGCGCUUAUUGGUCUUGAACGGUACGGUUGAUACGUGAACUGCACUAAAAUACUUUGUAGCGCUUUCCGACUGUUGUACGUCUCGCAGUUAAUUUGGAGAAUGGCCAAAGAGUGUAUUUCAACCUAGGGAAUACAGUACAGCCAAUGGAAACACCGACAGCAACAAAAUUAACAUUUACGAGUUUUUGCUCAACUUUCGUCAGUGAUUCGUUUGCGAGGACAUUCGGAUAUACCUCGAGAUUAUGCAUGGAAUGCAUCGUUGAAGAAAUAAUUACGGAGAAAGCAAGGCCAACCAGUAAAUGGACAUCCAGGUGUGUUAUCAAUUAAUGCAUUAAGAUGAAUUUACACAAUCCACCCAAAAAACGACGAUUGUUUCUACCUUCGGUUGCUGUUGAUAAAUGUACGCGGUUCAACUUCAUAUGAGUCAUUGCGUACUGUGAAUGACACGAUGUGUGCAACUUUUUGAGAAGUAAGCCAGCAAUUACAAUUGCUGGAAAAUUAUAAUCACUGGAAUGAAAAUGACGUUCGCACACUUUUCACGAUAAUCAUUUCGACAUAUCAGCCUCCAAAUCCGCGUCUAUUAUGGGAUACGAACAAAAAUUACAUUGCCGAAGACAUUUUACAUCAAAAAUUUUUAUAUGGAUAAAUUCCGGUUGAUACUUCCGAUGUUUUGACAUCAAUUCCAUCUGCCGUUUAUCGAUUCACGAAAGAUGAACUCAUCACGAAUGUUCAUCUGAACAUUGGCCAAAUUAUCUUAACUACGAUUCCUUGAGUGCACGUGCAAUGAUAGCUGCCCAAAAUACCCAUGUCGAUGACUUAAACUGGAAGAUUCAAAGUCAAAUUCCGGGAGAAUUGCGCUCAUACAUAUCGAUCGAUCGUCCUGACAAUGAAGACGACGCCGUUAAUUAUCCAGUGAAGUUUUUAAAUUCUUUGGAGGGGCUUUGUAUGCCACCGCAUCAUUUGCGUCUCAAAGUUGGAUCUGUCGUUAUUAUGCUACAAACGCCGAAACUGUGUAAUGGAACCCGACUGAUUGUGACGCAGCUAUCGAAUACAAGGGGGCAGAAUGCUUGAUUCUACGAAUUUGUUUGAGUUCUCACGAUUUGCCAUUUCAGUUCAAACGGAUUCCGUUUCCAGUAAAAAUAGCAUUUGAGGUGACAAUCAUCAGGACAUAAGGAUAGUCGCUAGAAGUGUAUGGCAUAAAUUUUGAGCUGAUAUGUUUUUUACACGGCCAAAAAUACGUGGCGUGCUCACGAGUUGGAAAACUAUCUUCUCUGUACAUUUACGCACCGGAACAGAAACCAAAACAUGUUGUUUAUCAAGAAACCAAAACAUGUUGCGUUACAUCUAUGUAUGUAUAAAAAUAAGUCCGUAUAUGUACGUCGCCGAACUAAUCAUAAACGUGUAGGGCGAUUUCAACAAAACUUAUACACCACGUAGGCAGUGACCCAUAUAUGGUUUUUGUGAAGUUUGGUUGAAAUCCGAUAACGCAUGUGUGUGCGGUGCGUAUGUGAAGUGAGUGAGUUUUUGCCGCAGGUAUCUUUUGUAACGUAUACAGUAUUCAUUAGUAUUGGAUACAGUUUGGUCGUUUGUUUAUUCGACAGCAUUGCACGGAGUGAUGCAAAUAUAAGUUAUAUAUAUUAAAUAAAUAAAAGUUGAAACAAAAAUGUGAUUUUUUUUUAAACUACUGUUUAUUAUGAACACUAUUGCCACGCCCCUGGUGGUGAUAGAGAAGAGGUUGAGGGCUUUUCUGAAAGCUCAUUAAUUCUAUCUAACUGGUGCAAUGUACUGGGUUCACCUACGUUAGCCAGUUUAGGCGCAAGAGCGUUUACAAGGUUGAAACAAAAAUGUGAUUUUUUUUUAAUUUACUGUUUAUUAUGAACACUAUUGCCACGCCCCUGGUGGUGAUAGAGAAGAGGUUGAGGGCUUUUCUGAAAGCUCAUUAAACUAUCUAACUGGUGCAUCGUAUUGGGUUCACCUACGUCGACCAAUUUAGGCGCUAGAGCGUUUAAAAAGUUGAAACAAAAAUGUGAUUCUUGUGUAAACUACUGUUUAUUAUGAUCACUAUUGCCACGCCCCUGGUGGUGAUAGAGAAGAGGUUGAGGGCUUUUCUGGAAGCUCAUUAAACUAUCUAACUGGUGCAUUGUAUUGGGUCCACCUAUGUCAGCUAAUUUAGGCGCUAGAGCGUUUAAAAAGUUGAAACAAAAAUGUGAUUUUUGUGUAAACUACUUUUUAUUAUGAACACUAUUGCCACGCCCCUGGUAGUGAUAGAGAAGAGGUUGAGGGCUUUUCUGGAAGCUCAUUAAACUAUCUAACUGGUGCAAUGUAUUGGGUUCACCUACGUUAGCCAGUUUAGGCGCUAGAGCGUUUACAAGGUUGAAACAAAAAUGUGAUUUUUUUUUAACUACUUUUUAUUAUGAACACUAUUGCCACGCCCCUGGUGGUGAUAGAGAAAAGGUUGAGGGCUUUUCUGAAAGCUCAUUAAACUAUCUAACUGGUGCAAUGUAUUGGGUUCACCUACGUCGACCAAUUUAGGCGCUAGAGCGUUUAAAAAGAUGAAACAAAACUGUGAUUUUUUUUUAAACUACUGUUUAUUAUGAACACUAUUGCCACGCCCCUGGUGGUGAUAGAGAAGAGGUUGAGGGCUUUUUUGAAAGCUCAUUAAACUAUCUAACUGGUGCAAUGUAUUGGGUUCACCUACGUUAGCCAGUUUAGGCGCUAGAGCGUUUACAAGGUUGAAACAAAAAUGUGACUUUUUUGUAAACUACUGUUUAUUAUGAACACUAUUGCCACGCCCCUGGUGGUGAUAGAGAAGAGGUUGAGGGCUUUUCUGAAAGCUCAUUAAACUAUCUAACUGGUGCAUUGUAUUGGGUUCACCUACGUUAGCCAGUUUAGGCGCUAGAGCGUUUACAAGGUUGAAACAAAAAUGUGAUUUUUUUUUAAUUUACUGUUUAUUAUGAACACUAUUGCCACGCCCCUGGUGGUGAUAGAGAAGAGGUUGAGGGCUUUUUUGAAAGCUCAUUAAACUAUCUAACUGGUGCAAUGUAUUGGGUCCACCUACGUCGACCAAUUUAGGCGCUAGAGCGUUUAAAAAGAUGAAACAAAACUGUGAUUUUUUUUUAAACUACUGUUUAUUAUGAACACUAUUGCCACGCCCCUGGUGGUGAUAGAGAAAAGGUUGAGGGCUUUUCUGAAAGCUCAUUAAACUAUCUAACUGGUGCAUUGUAUUGGGUUCACCUACGUUAGCCAGUUUAGGCGCUAGAGCGUUUACAAGGUUGAAACAAAAAUGUGAUUUUUUUUUAAUUUACUGUUUAUUAUGAACACUAUUGCCACGCCCCUGGUGGUGAUAGAGAAGAGGUUGAGGGCUUUUCUGGAAGCUCAUUAAACUAUCUAACUGAUGCAAUGUAUUGAGUUCACCUACGUCAGCUAAUUUAGGCGCUAGAGCGUUUAAAAAGUUGAAACAAAAAUGUGAUUUUUUUGUAAACUACUGUUUAUUAUGAACACUAUUGCCACGCCCCUGGUGGUGAUAGAGAAGAGGUUGAGGGCUUUUCUGGAAGCUCAUUAAACUAUCUAACUGGUGCAAUGUAUUGGGUUCACCUACGUUAGCCAGUUUAGGCGCUAGAGCGUUUACAAGGUUGAAACAAAAAUGUGAUUUUGGUGAGUAUUUUGAUAAAAAUUAAAAAAAAAAACAAUGAUUAAUGAGAUAAAAAUUGAUUGUUUUGCUAAACAAGUGUUCUGAUUGUUACAAGUGCAUCAUAUGAUUUUGUGACAUAAUCUCAAAUUUGAUAUUUUGUGAAAAAAAUUCAAUAAUUUAGUGAUUUUUUUUCGUUUAAUGUGCGAUCAAUGAGCUAAAAAUUACUUGGAUUUUUUGGCUAAUUUUUAAUUGAAUUUUGUCACAUUUUCAGCAGAUUUUCGUGUCUUUUCGCCACUUUUCGGUGCUUUUCGAGUGCAGACGAUCUCGAACGUUUCAUUUUCGCUUCCGAACGGUAAUAAAAAAUUAUUUCGAUCUUUUAGCCAAUUUUUAAUUGAAUUUUGACACAUUUUUAGCACAUUUUUGACAAUUUUCGUGACUUUUUGGUGCUUUUCGAGUCCAGAAUUUGCUGGAUUUCAUCAAUUUAUUACUGAAGUUCUUUAUUAUCUUUAGUUUAGUUUCUUCUAAAAAUGCCACGAAGAGCAAGAGCUGACAUUGGACGUCGGUCGCGUAGAACGCAAAAUAGAUCAAACGAAAGGGAAAAUCAAUCGCAAGAACAGCGAGAACAAGAGAUUGCAAAUACAAAGGAACGUGUUGCAAGAUCACGUUCAGAUCGUAGGCCGACAAGUAUUAAUCAAAAUGUUCAAAGGCGUGCCGCACAAAUCUACGUUAAUGUUGCUUUAAAUGGUGCUGGAUUUAGAUAUAAUCACGCAAUUGAUUACAGUUUGCAUAAGUUUGUGGUGAUUGGUGGAAUGAACAAAGUCUGCCAACAUUGUAAUGCAUUGAAAUUUCACCUGGACACCUGGAAUGUGUUGUGCCAGUGGGAAAGUAAGAUUACCCGAAUUACAAUACCCACCAGAACCAUUGGCAACAUUAAUUUCAGGAACAACGCCGCAAUCGAAACAUUUUUUGGAUAAUAUCCAAAUGUAUAUUUCUUGCUUUAAAAUGACUCCCUUUGAAGCGACGAAUGUAAUACGCAAUAAUUUCAUCCCGACAUUUAAGGUUAUUUCGGCUCUGGGAAUUUUGAAUGAAGCAUACAGCGACAUUUCAGAACAUUUUACAAGCUCUAAUCAAUCAUAUUUUGCCUCACAAUUUCAGAUACAAAGACAAAUUUAUCAUAGGAUUGGUUCAUUAUUGCCAUUUCCAGAUGCAAACCACCAGUUCUUGCAAAUCUACUUCCUUGGCAAUAAUGAAAAUGAAGUAGAUGCCCGUUGUUCAAUAUUCACAAGUGCCAAAAGAAUAAUAAUACGUGAAUUGCAAGCAUUGUUUCAUGAACAUAAUGAUUUGAUUAAUCCUUUUCGGACAGCACUUGAUCAGAUGUCAUCUGAUGAUCAUAAAAUCGUGCUUCGUGCUGAUAGAAGACCAAUCGGAGAACACGAACAAA